CCACGCCCUCGGCCGCCAGGCCCGCCGGGGCCCCGUUGGACUCCCACGGCCUCGCCCCGCCGCCGCGCCCUGGGCACCCACCCGGAACGAGACGCCGAACAGGGGCCGCACGCGACUAGGGGCUGCCACUGCUGCGGGGUCCCCGUUCCCAGGGGCCAUCCCUUGUUUAUUCGUGGCCCCCUCUCCAUCCUGCCUUUCUUCCUGCACCCUCUGAGCAGCGCGGACGGAGAACCUCCUCUCUGCACCUUGUGGAAACUUUGCCAAGGCUGGAGGAAAGGAGGGGCGUCUGAGUGGAUUUCAAACUCAAGUGUCGUGAUACCACCUGAUCAGAAUUCCCCACCCUGCAGAAUCAGAAUUCUGCACCCUGAAGGUGGGCAGAGAACGAUAGCAGCACCUUGCUUUCUGGACCAUCUUCAGCCUUGACUUGUAGAACUGAAGAAAUGUGUCAUGGAAAAUCUUGCAUUUACCUGGUGAUCUGGGGCUGACUUGGGCCUGACGGAGUAAGAUGGUAGAAAGGAAGUUCUGACAUCUGAUUAAGAGAAGUGGCAUACAAGUUCUUACCUUCAGCUGAGCGGCCCCAGCCUGCAGUUGUACAAAUAGAUCCAGCCUCAAAUUCUUCCUUUGGCUCUGGAAGACACAUUGGGCCCACAAACUGGCCUGAAGAAAAGAGCAGGACAGGGUUUGUCUCAUCCACGGAGGAGAGGACAUCCUAAGCCACUCACCAUUUGACUGUUACCCUAAUAAUAUGAACAAUGCCUGUGAAUGAAGAGAAAGAAAGAAAAGUAUAAGAUAUAGCAGAGUCCAGAUGAAGAGGUUUGGGAGAAAAACAAGUGCAAUUUUUGUCUUAGGGGCUGAAAGUUUGGGAUGGCAUUUCCAAUUUUUGGAGCAAGCCAAUAGUGCAUAUGAUUAUUCUGAACACACAUUUUCUGGAACUCGAUGGAUGGACAUCUUGAGGGACUUGGAUCCUGGCCCACACUCAUGAGAUAUCUGGUUAUGAGGAAACUGAGUGGAGACCAUGGUCUAUGCUGCCUGACACAUUGUCAGAUAUUGGAUUUAAAUCUUUGUGCAAGUGGAAAGUGGCAGGUUGUUCGAGAAGAGUGGGGUGGAGAGAAGAUGUCCUGAUUCACACACCACAGUGGUGUUAGGCUAGAAGGGUUGCCAGGUCAUUCUUUUCAGCAUGUUUUCAAGGAGAGCCUAGAAAGCCCUGCCUGAUAAUCACCCUGCUUCUUUACCUGGCUGAACCCUCUAAUCCUUAUUCCUCAACUUGGGCAACACCUCAACUGAGAAGUCUUCCUUCGUUUCCUCAAGCUGUGGCAGUCCACGAUGUCAUCUAAGGAUUGGCUGAUUCCUUCUCAUCCCUUCAAGGUCUCUCAGUAUAAUGCAAGCCAGACUAUACACCUGCCCUCAGGAAAAGGAUCAAGUCAGAAAAACAUGUCAAAAUCAACUCGAUACUUUUUGGUCCAGUAAUUGGAUAAAUGGUGAUAGUAUUUACUGAAAAGAGAAUAUUGGUGCAGAGGCACAUUUGGGAUGAGGGUAGAAAAUCAAGAGCUGACCUUUCUAUAAUCACUUAGGUUAUUUACAGUUUAUGUUAUUACAAUCAGUAUUGCUGUAACAUCAUUUUACACAUUCUUGUUCACAUGGGGAAGACUUACUCUACAGUAUUUUAUACAGUAUAGGAGUAAAAUAGCUGAAUUCUAAGGUAAUCGAGUCUCCAAUUUUAAUAUAUUCAUGGAAUUUGAAAAGAAAAUUUGUGUGCACAAAGUAUUCUAGAAGUGAGGCAAAGUUACCAUUUAAAAAUUUUAAUUGUAGGGUUCUCUACAGGUAUCUUCAUUAAAUUAAGAUACCCCAUUAGUGUGGGGUAAUUUCAACCAUUUUAAUCUCUGGUUCUGAUUUCAAUAGCCACCAUUAAAUGAAUAGAUGGAAAACCACACAGCAGUGACAGAGUUCAUUAUUCUGGGAUUAACAGAUAAUCCCACUCUAUGUGCCAUCUUCUUUGUGAUUUUUCUGGGAGUUUAUGUAGUUACCAUAGUGGGAAAUAUCAGUAUAAUCAUCUUAAUCCGAAGCAGCCCACAGCUGCACACUCCAAUGUACCUUUUUCUCAGCCAUUUGGCCUUUGUGGACAUUGGGUAUUCCACAUCAGUCACACCAAUCAUGCUAAUGAGUUUUUUAAGAGAGAAAACAACUAUCCCUAUCACUGGUUGUAUAGCCCAGCUUGGCUCUGAUGUCACUUUUGGGACUACAGAAUGCUUCCUGCUGGCUACCAUGGCCUAUGAUCGCUAUGUGGCCAUCUGCUCUCCCUUACUCUACUCCACCCAGAUGUCCUCAGUGGUCUGCUUCCUCCUACUGGGGGCUUCCUACCUGGGUGGAUGCAUGAACGCUUCAUCAUUUACAGGCUGUCUGAUGAAUCUAUCUUUCUGUGGACCAAAUAAAAUCAACCAUUUUUUCUGUGACCUCUUUCCACUCUUGAAGCUUUCUUGUGGCCAUGUUUUUAUUGCUGAAAUAUCUCCCGCCAUCUCUUCUGCAUCCGUCCUCAUAAGCACACUGUUUACCAUAAUUGUGUCCUACAGCUACAUCCUCCACUCAAUUCUGAAUAUGCGCUCUACUGAGGGGAGGAAGAAGGCCUUCUCAACCUGCACUUCCCACCUCACUGCCGUCACUUUGUUUUAUGGGACAGUUUUGUUCGUUUAUGUGAUGCCCAAGUCCAGUUAUUCAGCUGAUCAGGUCAAAGUGGCCUCUGUCAUCUAUACAGUGGUGGUCCCCAUGUUGAAUCCCCUCAUCUACAGUCUGAGGAACAAGGAGGUGAAAGGAGCCAUGAGAAAACUAAUGGCCAGAACACACUGGUUUUCCUGAAUCAGAUCAGAUAUAAAUCCAUAAAUAACAAAGCAAUGAUUUGGGGAAACAUUUGUGCUGGAUACUUUAAUGAUAUUUAUCAUUAACUUCAUCACUUUGAUAGUGAAGAACUCCUAUAAAUGUAAAAAGCCAAUGUUUACUUCCAUAUAGAAAGUUAAAUGUAUCAUUUAAUGUGGAAAUCUGUUUCAUUCAAAUUAAAUAUGAACUUUUCAAGGUAAGAAUACCUGCUUGCAAAAUAGUUUCAUUCAUCAGUUGUGAGUCCUAUAUUAAAUACAGAGAGAGCUAUUUCCACCAAAGAUCAAAUUUAAUUGAAUUCCAUCUAGUUAAAUAACAUUUGGGAAAAAAAUUUGUCCCCAACAGAUCUGUAAUAAAAGAUAAUAUUGACAAGUCAGGACGUUCAGGCCACUUCCUUUAAAGGUACUGCCCUGCUUUUGUCAAUGUAUAUUUAAACAUUUGGGAACAUUGAUGUUCAUGUCUCCAGAAAGCCUCUAUGUCCACUUUAUUGAAGCGAGAGCAAAGAUCAUGAUUCCUCUGCUUGGUCAUUAAGCGAUCCAACCCAGAUAACACAGAAGAGACCUUGUAUACACCUGUGCUGACUCUUUUUACAAUGUAAGUCUUACCAGAUGAGUCUAGGGUAAGAUUUCAGAAGCUGAGGUUUCUUUGGAGGGGGAGACUGGGACAUUGGGACUUUGUUUCAGCAAUAAUUUAUAGGUAGGAGGCACGAAAUUAUGGGUCAGGCAAAUAAUACGUUUGCCACACAUUUUGUAAUGUCUCUCAAGGAGGCGUCCACUGUCCCUGCUUCUUCCACUGACCUUUUGGCGUUUAUGAUCCCGUCUGGUUAUGGCAGUUGCCUCUAAAUUGAUUCCCUGCCUCCUGUAUGCCUUUCACAAUGAUUUAUGAUUAAUAUUUUAGCUAAUAUAUUUUGUUAGCAUAUGAAUGAUGUCAGACAAAUUCUGAGACACUUUGGAGGGACCACUUUGCGAGCUGAGCUGGUAAAGCGCCAAAGUCAGCACGGACACAGCCCUUUGCAAAGAGAGGGCUCCCAAAGGUAUGACUUCAGUCUUGGAAAAGGGCAUGUUCGAGUCAUGGUGGGAGAUCUGCACUGUGGUGGUUGAAGUUUUUCGCUGAGUGUUUCUGGAAGUCUUUGUCUUCAUCUUUCCUCCUAUACUUUGCUUUUCACCAGGAUUCAUCUUCAGCCCUCUUCCCUCUCCUCCUCCCCAUGAUCCCCAUAGGUAAUCUUAUCUUCUCCCAUGAGCUCAGCUGCCACUGGUGUGGUGACAGAGUCCCUACACACCUUCUCUGAAGGACAGAUGAACUUCUUCACUGGCCUUUCCCCCCAAGACUCUCAAACUCAGUGUGCCCUGACUGUAUUUAUCGUAUUUCUCACAAAAUUAUUCCUUUUCCUCUGGUUCUUUCCCAAUUAGUGGCAACUCUUUGUAAGGCCUAGUACUGCAAGAGAUUUGGGGCAACUCUCACUGCACACCCAUCAAAAUAGUCUGCCUCCCUCCACCCCAUUCCUUCUGUCAGAUGGAAGACAUGUUGCAUACUGGUGUCUCCCAUAUCUAAGUCUCUUCUGUCUAGGCACGUAAAGACUCCCCAGUUGAUUGUGGUAAGUCCAUACUGAGAUUUUUUCCUUCAUAUUUCCCUUGAAGGGAUUCAAUAAUCCAAUCACCCAGAUGUAGGGUGUGUGGCACUGUUACAACUUUUAGUGGAGAGGAUAGGCAUCGACACUUAUCUUUUCCCUCCCAAGUUCUCAAUCAACUGAGGAGAUGACAAAAAGAGAAGGCAUAUGGGAGAGCAAAAAUAUUAACCUAUACCAAUGAAGGAGCUGAUAUUAGAGUAUGUGACACAUAUUUGUGGACACGUGCUUUCAUGUUCUGAAUCCCAGAAUCUGACACUCUCCUUCCCUGUCCCUGGUCUCUGCAGUGAGAGUAGGCCUGUCUCCAUCCAUUUAUAGCAUGGCCAAGAGCAGCUCAGAGCACUGAGGGCAGACUCACUCCCAAGAGAAAGGGGAAGGGAUUUCUGUUAUAGGUUGAAGUGUGUCCCUCAAAAAUUCAUCCUAACCACCAGUAUCUCAGAAUGUGUUCUUACCUGGGAAUAUGGUUGUUACAGGUGUAAUUAGUUAAGAUGAAGUCAUAUUGGAGGAGGCUGGGCUUCUAAUCCAAUAUUACUGGUAUCCUUAUUUAUUUUUUUUUUUUAAAAGAAGAAUUUGGAUACAGACAGCACACAGGGGGAACCUCAUAUGAAAAUAAAAACAGAGAAGUGGGUUAUGCUUCUACAAGCCAAGGAUCACCAAAGAUUGCCCACAAACCAUCAGAAGCUAAGUGAGAGAGAUGCAAGGAAUCCCACAGUCCUCAAAAAGAAGCAACCCUGCUGACACCUUGAUCUUGGACUCCUGAACUGUGAAAGAAACAAUUUUUGUUGUUUAAGCCACUCAGUUUAUGGUACUUUGUUAAGGUACCGAGCUUAUAUUACUAUAUAUCUAGUUUUCCCCUCCAAACUUAACAUCAGCUAAUUUAUUACUUCUAGGGAAGGAAGGAGUGAAGGCUAAGAAAGGUGUGUUAUGGGGGUACCUGGGUGGCUCAGUUGGUUAAGUGUCUGACUUUGGCUCAGGCUAUAAUCUCACGGUUUGUGAGUUUGAGCCCCACAUCAGGCUCUGUGCUAACAGCUGAGAGCCUGAAGUCUGCUUUGGAUUCUGUGUCUCCUUUUCUCUCUCUGCCCCUCCUCCACUUGUGCUCUCUGUCUCUCUUUCUCUCUCUCAAAAAUAAAUAAACGUUAAAAAAAAUUUUUUUAAGUGUGUUAUGCUAGUAGAUAUCUCUUCCAAAGGGGGAUAGAGAAUAUUAGGAAUGGUCAAAAGCAUUUUCCCCAAACAGCACAUCAAAAAAUAAGGAUCAAGGAUAUCUCUGUGGCGGGACACCUGAGUGGCUCAGUCAGUUAAGCACCCAACUUCAGCCCAGGUCAUGAUCUUGCAGUUCAUGAGUUCGAACCCUGCAUCAGGCUCUGUGCUGACAGCUCGAAGCCUGGAGCCUGCUUCUGAUUCUGUGUCUCCUUCUCUCUCUGCCCCUGCCCUGCUCGUGCACUCUCUCUCUCUCUCAAAAAUAAAAACAAACAUUACAAAAAUAAUAAUUAAAAAAAAGAAUAUCCCUGUGGGAAUAAUCAAAAACUCCUUUUGUAAGAAUUUUAUUUUUUGAAGUUUCCUGAUUACUAUGGAUUGUAGACUGGGAACAAUCAAAAACUCCUUUUGUAAAAAAAUGUUUUUGGAAGCUUCUUGAUUACUAUAGAUUGUAGUUUGCUACUUAGAAGGCAGAAAUAUGAACUGGGCGGGGCGCCUGGCUGGCUCAUUUGGAAGAGCAUGGGACUCUUGAUCUUGGGGUUGUGAGUUGGAGCAUGUUGUGUGUAGAGAUCACUUAAAAAUAAUAUCUUAAAAAAAAAAAGAAGUAUGACCUGGGAAACAAUUUUAAAGAUCCAAAACUGUUGUAUUGUUAAAAUAUUCUUAGUCUAUAUAAACUUCAGGAAAUUUUUCUUCUGCAGUAGAUUGGGAUUUAGCAAGUCAGUGACAUUCCUGCCAUUCUGUGAACCUUACCUGUAGUGGAGUAUUGGAGAAAAUUGAAGGCAAAGGGGAAGAGAAGAGAUCAUUUCUUGGGGGUAAGGAAAUCAUCAUGUACUGUGAUUGGGGUGGUGGUUAUACAAGUGUUUACAUCUGUCAGAAGUCAUCAACCUGUAGAUUUAAAUCGUGUGUAUGUAAAUUAUACUUCAAUAAAGUUGCUAUUUUGGA
Molecule: messenger RNA, 6625 nt
Organism: Leopardus geoffroyi (Geoffroy's cat)
Lineage: Eukaryota; Metazoa; Chordata; Mammalia; Carnivora; Felidae
Product: olfactory receptor 481
Exons: 10
Coding region: 1918-2850 (310 amino acids)
Biological process (GO): G protein-coupled receptor signaling pathway; sensory perception of smell
Cellular component (GO): membrane
Molecular function (GO): olfactory receptor activity; odorant binding; G protein-coupled receptor activity
Source: RefSeq, a predicted model, not a curated record